Blepharisma stoltei is the source of this 3370-nucleotide messenger RNA. NCBI's taxonomy places the organism in Eukaryota, Ciliophora, Heterotrichea, Heterotrichida, Blepharismidae. The record is from the annotation of a GenBank genome assembly.
AUGGACGAAGAUUUAUCAAUUUCUAGGAUCCACAAAGAAGACAGCACAGGAAGUUUAUCAGAUGACGAUCUUUUUUUUGAAGAAGACGCCGAAAAAGAAAGCCCCACUGAAACUUCAACUGACGCAAAAUCCGCGCUCGGCGACAAGAUGAUUUCCAUGAACUUACUGGACUACCGCAAAUUAUCCAACAUCAAACGUGACUUUAUGCUACGAGAGGAAGGUCUUUUGAAAUCAGAAUUUAUUUCAAUCAUGCUACACCACAUUCCAGAAAUCAAGGACAAAGUCAGCCUCGUCAAUUCAUUGAAUGAUCUUUUUGCUGAAAUUGAUGUAAAUGAUGACAAGCAUCUGGAAUGAGACGAGUUUUCGAAUUAUAUUAUAGAGAUAGGGCUUGUUAAAAAAGACCAUGGGUUUGUUGAUAUCAUAAAAAAUUAUAAGCAAGCUGAAUGAAGAGAUUCAGUUAAGCAUGACAAUGACAUUGAGUAUAUUCAUUAUAUUCCACCGUUGAAGCAGCUGCUGGUUAUGGAAAGAGAUAAUAAGAAAUUUAAAGUUUACAAUAUGAAAACAGGAAAAUUUGAAAGAGAAGUAAGAGGGCAUCAAGGAGCUGUUAUUGGAGCACAUUAUUUGUCUGAGUAUUCGACAGUUGCGACAUCAAGUAAUGAUUUAUCUAUUAUGCUUUGGGAUGAGACGAGCUAUUCAUUAAAUCAUAAAAUUGAUAGCCCAAUUAUCCCAAUUACAUUGGCAAAUUAUGAUAGGAAUCUUUAUGCAGGUGGGCCUGAAGGAAUGAUUUAUUAUUGAAAUUUGUACGAUGUGUUUGAAAGAGAGAACAGAGAAAAUUAUAUGCAAUAUCCCAAACCAAAAGAGUUUCAUCACACAAAUGCUGUAACAACUAUGCUGCCAAUUCCAGGGUUAAAUAUUUUAGCAACAGGAGAUCUUGAUGGGAAGCUGCUAUUAUGAGACAUCCCAAGUCAUCAACCUAACAGAAAAAUGAAAGAGUUAUCUAAAGGAAUUUACUCACUUGACUGGAGCGCUGACGUUGGAUGCUUAUUUUCCGCAGGUCUCGAGAGAUCUGCAUAUGUAUGAAAUCCAUACGUAAAUAAAUGAAUUUACAAAUUGUCAGGACACAUUCACAGUUUAGUCGGUGUCAAAUGUAUACCAAAUUCUCACCAAUUGAUUACCGCUGACAUUUCUGGUAUGUUUAAAGUUUGGGAUAUUAGGACUUUUAACUGCAUGCAAAGCUUCAACGCUCCUGUUGCUGAGUUGAACUGUUUCACAGUUUCUUUCCCCGAAAAGAAAAUAAUUGCUGGGUCAAAAAAAGUUCUUCAAUAUGCAUAUGAGGAGCCAAAGGACCAAAAUAAAGUCGAUGAAACAAUUGCAAUUUGCUGCUAUUAUAACCCUCAAUAUCAUACUUUUAUUACAGCUCAUUCAGGCUGUGUUAAAGUGUGAAACGCAGCAACCGGACGACUUUCCAGAGUUUUCAGAGAUUUGACUCCAGGAGACAUCACGGCUCUAAUUAUGGAUGAUAAGUAUAGAAAAAUGUAUAUAGGAGAUUCUCAAGGACAUGUGUACACUUUUAAAAUUAAAAAUGGAGCAAGAAUUAAAGAAUUUAAACAGCAUACUGGAGAAGUUACAAAUCUGUUGUUUUGGCCUGAAUAUAAAAUAUCUCAGUUUUAGAUAAAUGCUAGCAUAUCAAUUGACUAUAUAAUCGUAUUUACUUAUAUAAUAGAGCAUUUUGAUAUUAAUAUACUGUUCAUGCUAAACAUAAAGGCCUAUUUAAUAUCAACUUCAUGGGAUUGCAGAGUAAGAGUUCAUGAUGACUCCAAAAGUGAUGACCUUGGCAUUCUGAGAUUUGACAAAAUUAAGCAUAACGAUAUAGUCAAUUCUGUAGAUUUAAAGCAAAAAAGCAGACUAAUUGGAUCUUGCAGCGAUGAUGGGUCUAUUUUAUUGACAAAUUUAAGGACUUUAAGACAAGAAUCAGAACUUACAGGGCAUGAUGCAGAAAUAAAAAACCUCAAGUUUUUGAAUCCUCAUAAUUGCUUAGUUGCCUGUGAUUUAUCAGGCAAUCUUUAUUUCUGGGCAAUUUCUCCAAGCAACGUUAAAAAUACUUUGCUUGUGAAAACUCAAAAUACUGUUGAAAACGAAAUGGGAGGCACAGAUUCAUCUCCUAUUCAAGCCUUAGCAUGAUCUCAAAAUCUUCAAACCUUAUUCACUGGAGAUGAUUCAGGCAACUUACGGCAGUGAAAAUUAGAUUCCCUAUUAAACAAACUGGCCAGUUUAGGCUCCAAGCAUGAAAAAGCAAAAAGCGGCUCAAACGAAUGCCCUGAUUCCACAACAUUUUAUAUGACUGCAAUAGCUCUGGGUGUCGACAAAAUGUCAAAAAUAAAUAGCAGCGAUAUUGCUUUGAAGACUGAAUGAAAAGCACACGAUGAAUCCAUCCUAAGCCUAAGUCUGGUAGAAGAUAUUUCUAUCAUAAUUACUUGUUCAUUUGACUGUAGAGUUCAUAUAUGGAAUUAUUCUGGAACUCGCUUAGGUACUCUGAUUGUGGGAGGCGACCCAAGUUGAGAUGUGAAAAUUGAUACAAUUCCUAAAAUAGAAACCGCCAGAAAAGAAGCGAUUUCUCUUUUGGAAGAGUCUCAAAAUCAGACUUAUGAAGAAGUCAUUAGCCAAAUGAAUCCAACUGGUAAAGAAAUUUCUGAUUCAGAUGAAAGCUCUGAGGAAUUUCAAACUAUGACAGAUUCGAAGAAAAAGGGAAGCCCUAGCAAUAUAUCGCUUCCUUCUAUUAAGAAAAGAUCAGAAGCGCUUACUCCCCCCCCCCCCUCCGUGAGCGAACAAAACCAUUAGAAAAAUCGCCAUUUUUUUGACCAAAAACCCACCCUCCGUGAGUGAACAAAAAUUUUUUUAAUAGAAAAAAUUUUAAUGGAAAAAAAUUUUGAUAUAUAAGUAAGAUAUAAUUAGUAUAAUGAAAUCUAGAGCUAAUUCUGUUUAAUUUUAAACAAAUUGCGUUUUAAAACAUAAAUUUUGCAAAUUAAUUAAUAUUUGCUUCCCAAUUUUUGCAAAUUAGGAUUUUUUUAAAUUUCGAAAAAAAUAUUUUUUAUAAAAUUUAUAUAUAAAUUUUUUUUUAAAAAAAAAAAAUAACCCCCCUCCGUGAGCGAACAAAAUUUUUUUUUGUUCGCUCACGGAGGGGGGGGGGGGAGUUAGAAGACUGGAUUCAAGCUCAAUGAGGCAAUCUCCAAUGAAGUCUGCUAAAGUAUCUUCAAAAAACGUUAAUAAAUCAUUUUCAGUUGGGCAGAAGCCUGAAACAGUGAGAGCGAAACCAUUUCAAACAAAAAGAGAUCUUUCUCAGUCAGGGAGACGAGUUUUGUCAAAGAAAUAA